Messenger RNA from Eufriesea mexicana, 4770 nucleotides. RefSeq names its product copper-transporting ATPase 1 (gene ATP7). Gene Ontology annotation, cellular component: membrane. The record is from RefSeq and is a predicted model, not a curated record. Lineage: Eukaryota; Metazoa; Arthropoda; Insecta; Hymenoptera; Apidae. Gene Ontology annotation, molecular function: ATP binding; ATP hydrolysis activity; ATPase-coupled monoatomic cation transmembrane transporter activity. Gene Ontology annotation, biological process: monoatomic cation transport. The transcript is spliced from 13 exons. Bases 943 to 4770 code for a protein of 1275 amino acids.
CUAUACUUCGAAUGAUUUUACCUAUAUUCCGAAUGAUUAACGAGAUUGGUAUUUGAUCGGUUAUUUCUUGUUGCUUAUAUCUUCCGAUUUUAGACUUAUUACGGCAUCAUCGUUUAAGUGGAGCUGGGAAGGAAUUGUGCGAGUGUAGAGUAGUUGACAAAAGAUCGUGUGCACUUGUUCGAUAUCGGUUAAUCCUUGUAGGAGAGCAAUGAUCAGUCGAAUAAGUGCCGUGAGCAAAAAGGCUGGGAUUGACUUGUCGAGACGAUUAUAGGAGUUAUCAGUUGGCCGUUGAUAUCAAUUCGAGUCAAGCACACGAACGCGUGUUUGGUUUUCGCCCCACUCGUUACCACCGGAACUUGUUCGCUUUCGAGAAUCGUGAUCCCGUGAUCUGCCCGCGACACGCACGAAUUGCACGUACUGCACGUAUUUACAUACAAUUCAGAAAAUCUUUAAACCGAUCUUACAGAACGGUCACAAUCCGGUAUUACGAGAUUCGAAGAUCGCUCCUUUGUCCUUUGUCUACUACUAUAUUAUUUGUUGAUGCUCCAGAGUUUCAUAGAUACCUGAUAAAUUUUUCCACGUUUUUUUAUUUCUUCGCACGACCCUUGUCGCGUAUAUCCAUAAAUUUCAUACAAUUUAAAAUGAGUAGAGACCUUUCGCGUUAUAUAUAUUUUUUCCCUUAUUUCUUCCUUGUUUCUCAUCGGAAAAUUGCGGUUUUGUAAUAUAGUCUGAUCCAACUUUAUCUCUACAAAGUUUGACGCUUAUCGGCGUGUAAGCAGUUGUUAAAAAUUCGUUAUCGUCCCUCGAUAUUUUAACCGAAUGGAAUUACGGUUUUUGUACUUAAUUCAACGCGAGUAACGACUGAUUAUCCGUAAAAGAUAUUUCCGGUAAAAGAUCCUCCAUCGCUAGUUCUUUGUCGUGUUUGAACUUAUUGUUAGAGUCAUGGACGACGAUACACAGCCUCUGAUUCGAAAGAAAAAGGAGAUGGUGAUGGACUUGUUUUGGGAUGGCGACGAUGAUGUCAAUUACGAAGGGACAGCGCAUUUGGUCUACGUUUCUGAGUCGCAGGAAAUUAAAAAUUCCUCGAAUAAUUCUGGUACGGUGAAGAUUAACAUCGAGGGUAUGAGAUGUCAGAGCUGUGUGAAGAACAUCGAGGCAACCAUAGGUAGUCGAUCGGAAAUCUUAAGUAUUAAAGUAGUCUUAGAAGAGAAGCUCGGUUACAUUGAAUACAAGGCAGACGAAAUUACGCCUGAUGAAUUGGUCGAAGCUAUAGAAGACAUGGGUUUUACUGCUUCUUUAUGUCGGAAUGAAAGCAGUUCUGUAGAAAAGAAUCAGAAAAGUUGUCUAUUACAAUCAACCACUAGCACUUGUAGUAUACACGUUGAUGGAAUGACUUGUAUGUCUUGCGUUAAAACUAUUACUGAUAUCCUAUCGGAGAAAUCAGGAAUAAAAGAGCUGAAUGUUAGUUUAGAGAAUAAGGAAGCUAAAGUUUCGUAUAACGACAAUGACGUAACGGCAGAACAAAUAUCAGCAUUCAUUGAAGAAAUGGGUUUCAAUGCGUUUGUUAAAGAAGUAAAUGGCAAAAUCGUUGGAAUGAUAGAUUCGUCGUUGAAAACUGAUUCUGCACAGGGUGAAGAAAUUUCGUUGCAGAUGAAUGGAGGAGGUGACGUAAAAGCUCAGAAUCAAACAGCAAAAUGUUUCUUACAUAUAACGGGAAUGACUUGCGCUUCCUGUGUCAUUGCUAUAGAAAAACAUUGUAAAAAAUUGUACGGUGUAAACAAUAUCUUGAUAGCAUUGUUGGCGGCAAAGGCAGAAGUUACAUUUGACCCGGAUAAGAUAAGGGCGGUCGAUAUAGCUUCCAGCGUAUCCGAAUUAGGUUUUCCUACUACUUUGAUCGAGGAACCUGGGACCGGUAAAGGAGAAAUUGAACUGAAAAUUUCAGGUAUGACAUGCGCAUCUUGCGUAAAUAAAAUAGAAUCGACUGUGAAGAAAUUACCUGGCGUUCAUUCGGCCGCAAUUGCUCUAGCAACUCAACGAGGCAAAUUCAAAUAUGACGUAGAAAAACUGGGCGUUAGAGACAUUAUUGAUUGCAUUAACAAAUUAGGUUUCACCGCUAUGCUAUUUAAUAAUGGAGAUAAAGAAAAUAGAGAUUAUUUGGAUCAAAAAGAAGAAAUAAACAAAUGGCGGACAGCGUUUCUAGUAUCUUUAAUUUUUGGCAUACCGUGUAUGUUAGCCAUGACAUACUUUAUGGUUGUUAUGUCCAUUGGUGAAAAAUCGCACGAAGAUAUGUGUUGUAUAGUACCUGGUCUUUCAUGGGAAAAUCUAAUUCUUUUUAUAUUUUCUACGCCAGUUCAGUUUUUUGGUGGCUGGCAUUUCUAUGUUCAAGCAUAUAAAGCUUUAAAACAUGGUACAGCUAACAUGGAUGUUUUAAUCUCUAUGACCACUACAGUAUCUUAUUUAUAUUCAGUUGCUGUACUUACAGCAGCCAUGAUAAUGAAGGAGCAUGUCAGUCCUCAAACAUUUUUUGAUACUCCACCAAUGUUGUUGGUAUUUAUCAGCUUAGGAAGGUGGUUAGAGCAUGUUGCAAAGGGAAAGACUUCGGAAGCUUUAUCGAAGUUAUUGUCUUUGAAAGCAACAGAUGCGGUUCUAGUUACAUUAGGUCUUAACAAUGAAAUAUUAUCUGAACGUUUAAUUAGUAUAGAUUUAGUACAACAGGGAGAUGUACUAAAAGUAGUUCAAGGUGCCAAAGUUCCGGUUGAUGGUAGGGUUUUGUCAGGACAUUCUACUUGUGACGAGAGUCUAAUUACCGGGGAAAGUAUGCCGGUGCCAAAAAAGAAAGGGUCUGUUGUGAUAGGUGGCUCGAUAAAUCAAAAUGGUCCACUUUUAAUUACUGCCACACAUACAGGAGAACAUACGACAUUGGCACAAAUUGUACGAUUGGUAGAAGAGGCUCAAAUGAAUAAAGCACCUAUACAACAUUUAGCUGAUAAGAUAGCUGGUUAUUUCAUUCCAUUGGUUAUAGCUGUUUCUAUUGUGACUUUAAUCAUUUGGAUUAUAGUGGGAUAUGUGAAUAUAAAUAAUUUACCGAUCUCUCACGAUGAUCAAAUUAAUAAACACGGAUUGAACAGAGAAGAGAUUAUAUUUAAAUAUGCUUUUCGAAGUGCUCUUUGCGUAUUAGCAAUAGCUUGUCCAUGUGCGUUGGGUUUAGCGACACCGACUGCUGUUAUGGUUGGUACUGGAAUCGGUGCAUUAAAUGGUAUCUUAAUAAAGGGUGCUGAACCUUUGGAGAAUGCACACAAAGUUAAAUGUAUUGUAUUUGAUAAAACGGGAACAAUAACACACGGUGUGCCAAUGGUAACAAAAAUAAAUCUGUUGGUAAAUGAAAAUGUUUGUUCGUUAGCGAAGUUCUUAGUUAUUGUUUGUACAGCUGAAACAAAUAGCGAACAUCCAAUCGCAUCAGCGAUUGUUCGGUACGUGAAAGAAACGAUAGGUUCAGAAACAACUGGACAGUGUAUGAAUUUUCAAACAGUUGCUGGUUGUGGACUUAAGUGUAAAGUAUCACAUAUUUCAACAAUACUGGCCGAUGCAUUAAAAUCUGAAAAAAUUAUUAACUAUGUUAACGAAGUAAAAAAAUUAUCUUCUGGAACAUAUAAUCUAAAUAAUAUAUCAAUCGAUGUUACACCAAUUACGAGUACGAGCCAAGGUAGACAGAAUUUGGACCUGGAAUUGUUGUUGAAUCCGGAUUCCCAUGGUGAUCAAAUUAAUCCUGACGAUGUAUAUGAAAUUUGUAUCGGCAAUCGAGAGUGGAUGCGAAGAAACGCUGUAAAUAUACCGCAAGAAGUAGAGUUGAAAAUGGUUGCUGAGGAAAAUUUAGGCCAUACUGCAGUUUUAGCAGUAAUAAAUAAUGUAUUGAUAGCUAUGAUCAGUGUAGCAGACACGGUCAAACCUGAAGCUCAUCUAGCAAUUUAUACUUUAAAAAAGAUGGGUUUAGAAGUUAUUCUUUUAACAGGAGAUAAUAGAAUAACUGCUGCUUCUAUUGCUAGACAUGUUGGUAUUAGUAGAGUAUUUGCUGAGGUAUUACCUUCGCAUAAAGUUGCUAAAAUUCAGCGCUUACAAGAUCAAGGUUUGAGAGUUGCAAUGGUAGGAGAUGGGGUUAAUGAUAGUCCUGCUCUUGCUCAAUCAGAUGUUGGUAUUGCAAUAGCUUCUGGUACAGAUGUUGCUGUGGAAGCAGCUGAUGUGGUUCUUAUGCGAAACGAUCUUUUGGAUGUUAUCGCGUGUUUGGAUUUAUCGAGGAAGACAGUUCUUCGAAUAAGACUGAACUUUUUAUUUGCUAGUAUCUAUAAUCUGUUGGGUAUUCCUAUUGCUGCUGGGAUAUUUAGUUCAUUCGGAUUCUUUCUUCAACCUUGGAUGUCAUCAGCGGCGAUGGCAUUAAGUUCAGCAUCCGUAGUUGGUAGUUCUUUAUUAUUGAAAUUAUAUCGUAAACCGACAAAGGCCAUCUUAGAAACACCCGAAUAUUUAACAGCGAUGCACGCUCAUUCUACCGCAAGAAGAAUCGAUUUAGAUACGGUAUCUCUUCACUGUGGUUUAGAUGAUUCUGUAAUACCUAUUAUGCAUAGAUCAACAUCGACAUUGUCCAGGCUAUUUAGAAGAUCUAAGGAUGAUAUAGAGGGUCGGCUUCUAGCUGAAGAUGUUGAUGAAAUUGAUUUGGUAACAGAUUUUUCUGGUUAUCGGAAAAAUGUAGAGGACCAUGCAAACGUAAUACCCUUAUGA